Molecule: messenger RNA, 1961 nt
Organism: Closterium sp. NIES-67
Lineage: Eukaryota; Viridiplantae; Streptophyta; Zygnematophyceae; Desmidiales; Closteriaceae
Source: the annotation of a GenBank genome assembly
UAUGUCGUUUUUUCCGUCCGAUUCUUUUCAGAGGUCCUUCGGAAGCGAGAUGACAAGACAGGAUGACCCCAGUCAAGACCGCUUUAGAAUAGCAGCCUGAUAUAGGUCAGAAGUCGUAACGUCAGGAGAUACAAAGCGCCUAGGGCAAAGAUCGGUGAGCGAUGCUGGCGACUACACCUGGAGCCGCACUCGUGACCUCCGAUCCACUCUUUUCUGCAGUCCUCACUAGAUCUACCCCUCACACGUCACUCCAUCCCGGCCUCAUUCCGCUUCCUGCGUCUCCUAACCCGGUCGCGUGUGCUUGCUCUUGGUCUUCCCAUCUCACUUCCCGCCGUCGGCCGUCGCUCGAGCGUGCAACGCUUGCCUCCUCCUCCUCUCCUGUCGUGAUCGCAUCUCAGCCGCACGAUCAACCAUCUCCGUCUGUCCGUCAUCUACCGCCAUCGCUACGCUCUACACUCCCCACCGGCCUUCUGUCCAUGCAGCCACACGGCGGACAAACAGCGUCACUGCACUCCCGCGCUCAAUCCGUCCUGCCAGCAAAAUCACAUCCGCUAUUGACACCGCAAAAUCAGGGUCAGGUUGGACUAGGGUGGGGUCAGGGAUCGGAUAAAGAGCAUUCAAUCUUAUCCGAUUCGCCGUCUUGUUGCUCUAUCUCCAUGGCUCCCCUCUCCACAUCCGCGUCAGACUCCUCAGACUCUCCUCCCUUAUCGGCAUCCGCAGCUCCUUCCGCCAACGACGUCUUGCCAGAUUCCGUCAUCAACGUAAGCGUCGGUCUGCCGGCUGCGCAAGCGAACGGAUUCAUCCACAGCGCGCCUCCUCUCCCCGAAUCCACCCCCGCAUCCUCCGCCAUGCCGUACCUCCCCCCGCGCCAAUCCACCGCCUCCGCUGCCAUUUCCGCAGUAUCCAUGAAACCGUCUCCCCCCACUACCGACGCUUUUCCCUCGGGAUCUCCGAGGGGCGACAGUACCACAGCGGGGGAAAUAGACUACUCGCAGCUGCCGUCCGAUCUGGACCCGAGCCGGCUGCCGGGACACGUGGCGAUCAUCCUGGACGGUAACUCGCGGUGGGCGAAGCGGCGGGGAAUGCCCAAGGAGCUGGGGCACGAGGCGGGGCUGACGGCGCUGCGGGAGACGGUGCGCAAGUGCGGGGAGUGGGGCAUCCGCGCGCUGACGGUGUUCGCGUUUUCCACCGAGAACUGGGGGCGACCCAAGGCGGAGGUUGACUUCCUGAUGGCGUUGCUGGGGCGGAUGAUCGACGAGGAGCUGGACGAGCUGCACAAGCAACGAGUGGCGGUGCGUGUGAUCGGUGACCCAUCGCGCCUCAUUCCUCAGCUGCAGCGCAAGAUAGAAAAGGCACAGUCCCGCACACAGGACAACGACGGGUUGCGGCUUAGUGUAGCUAUAAACUACAGUGGCCGCCAGGACAUAGUCCACGCAUGUCGGCGAAUAGCAGAGCGAGUGGCAGCAGGUGAGAUCCAGCCAGACCAGGUCUCAGAGGCUCUCCUAACGGAAGAGAUGGGAACAAGUUGGCUUGGACCAGAUUUGGCUAACCCUGACCUGCUGAUUCGGACGAGUGGUGAGCAGCGGCUGAGUAACUUCCUCCUGUGGCAGUCGGCUUACACAGAGCUCUACUUUUGUGACACUCUCUGGCCAGACUUUGGUGCACCCCAGCUGCAUGCCGCCCUCUUAGAUUAUCAGCAACGCGACCGGCGGUUUGGGAAGCGCAAUGAGUCCAGCUGAGACUGGAGAGAGGGUUAUCUGCAACGGCAAGUUUAAGUGUAACACAGCUAUCCAGUGUGCUGUGUCCUCCUGAUACAAAAUCGUAUGGUUUGUUUUGGGGACUGUCAGAUAAGAUGUGUGUUCCUCGUGUUGUCGUAUGGAAGUGUAUCAUUCCGGGUUCGAUGUUGCGUGUAGUGUUAGUACCAUGUGAAUUGCUCGAUAGAACGUAAAGAUUUUUUUUUA